Culex quinquefasciatus (southern house mosquito) is the source of this 1302-nucleotide messenger RNA. Its product is annotated as zinc carboxypeptidase. Bases 1 to 1254 code for a protein of 417 amino acids. The record is from RefSeq and is a predicted model, not a curated record. Gene Ontology annotation, molecular function: metallocarboxypeptidase activity; zinc ion binding. NCBI's taxonomy places the organism in Eukaryota, Metazoa, Arthropoda, Insecta, Diptera, Culicidae. Gene Ontology annotation, biological process: proteolysis. The transcript has 5 exons.
AUGAUGUUAUUAAAAGUCUUACUAACAAUAUCACUAGCCAUAGCUUCGAUAGGUUGCGAACCAGUGCGUUUUGAUAACUAUCGAGUAUACGAGGUGUCGAUUGACAAUGCUGAUCAAUUAAGCGUGAUGCAACAUUUAGAGCAGUUUUCCGAUGGGUAUUCUUUUUGGGAAUCUCCAGUUCAAACUGGUAUGACGGUAAAUGUUAUGGUGCCACCGCAUAAAAUCGCCGAUUUUGAAGAAUUGGGAUCGCAGAUGCAGAUUAGCUUCAAACUUAAAAUUGAAAAUGUCCAAAAGCUAAUAAACAAUGAGAACCCUGCUCGAUCGAAGCGUAAUGGAUUUGGCUGGGAUAGCUACCACACAUUGGAUGAGAUGUACGACUGGAUCGAUGGAUUGGUUGAAAAGCACGGUGAAAUCCUGUCGGUCGAGCAGGUAGGAGAUUCGUACGAGGGUCGUGAGGUGCGCGCUGUCAAGUUGUCUCACAAAGCAGGAAAUCCGGGCAUCUUUUUGGAGUCCAAUAUCCAUGCCCGUGAAUGGAUUACUUCGGCUACAGCUACGUGGAUUCUGAACGAACUGCUUACGUCUACUGCACCGGAAGUCCAAGAACUUGCACAAAAUUAUGACUGGUACAUAUUACCAGUUGUCAAUCCAGAUGGAUUGAACUACACCAAGGAGACUAAUCGCAUGUGGAGAAAGACCCGCUAUCCACAUAGCGUUCUGUGCUACGGAGCCGAUAUGAACCGUAACUUCCCUUAUCACUGGAUGGAUGGUGGUGCAUCUUCCAAUCCUUGUACGGAAACAUAUGCUGGACCAGAGCCUGCUUCUGAAAUUGAAACCAAAAAUUUGAUGGAGUACUUUUCAAAGAUUAAGGAUCAAAUUCACUUCUAUCUUUCAUUCCACUCGUAUAGCCAGCUAAUUUUAUUGCCGUUUGGGUAUCAAAAUGCAGAAAAGGUGGACAAUUUUUAUGACUGGAUGGAGAUGGCCGAGGCUGCAGCGAUCGCACUGUAUAAACGACACGGAACUCAAUACGAGUUCGGUAAUACGGCUGAUGUACUAUACAUUGCAUCCGGAUCAACUCGUGACUGGGCGCUGGGAACCUACAAUGUGCCGAUCGCUGCGUCAUACGAGUUUCGUGAUACCGGAAACUAUGGGUUUUUGUUGCCAGCGGACCAAAUUAUUCCAAACUCCGAAGAAGUAUUAGACUCCCUUGUAGCAUUCUUAGGCAAGGCUCGCGAGCUAGGGUACUUCACAGUAUGACGUGUAUAGUUAAUAAAAACAAAGCAGACUUUUGAUAUCGUUAGCUUA